Molecule: messenger RNA, 1177 nt
Organism: Scleropages formosus (Asian bonytongue)
Lineage: Eukaryota; Metazoa; Chordata; Actinopteri; Osteoglossiformes; Osteoglossidae
Gene: ciapin1
Product: cytokine induced apoptosis inhibitor 1
Exons: 10
Coding region: 133-1071 (312 amino acids)
Biological process (GO): iron-sulfur cluster assembly
Cellular component (GO): cytoplasm
Molecular function (GO): iron-sulfur cluster binding
Source: RefSeq, a predicted model, not a curated record
GCGCUCAGCACGCUCAUGACGUCGCAUUCCCUCGACACUUUUGGCCCGUGUUGUUUGAGUUCUAACAUAACUGCCGUUUUUUUUGUGUCAUUUCCUAUAUUUUGUUGAUCUACCGAACAUUGUCAGGCCGCCAUGGCAGACCUGGGCUUCCGGCCUGGGGACCGGGUUCUCCUGCUGUGGGCUCAUCCAUCACCUCCUGUGGCCUUGAAAGAGCUGGCUCAGCAGCUGGGAGGUGCUGUGGGUAACCAGGACCUCGUGUCCUUGGAGAACGCAGAGAGACUACUGCUCUCUCCCCACUCAGAGUCCAUAUAUGACUGGGUUCUCUCAGGCCUGGUGCCAGACAGCUGCCUCAUCCACAGCUCUGAAUUGCUGGCUGAAUUGGUGCGGGUUACCAAGCCUGGGGGGUCUGUGGUGCUCGAGGAGCCAGUCACAGGCAGUGAUGACGGGCCAUUAAGGACGGCUGCAAAGCUGAAGUCCGCCCUGAAACUCUCGGGCCUCAUCUCUGUCACAGAGGUGAACUCUGGUACUCUGAGCUCCAUGGCAACAGCUGUGCUUCAGGAGGCCACUGGGUUCCAGGGGAACACCCUGAUUAGAGUGCGCAUGUCAGCUGCAAAGCCCAGCUAUGAGCUGGGCUCCUCCAGCCAGCUGAAGCUGUCUUCUGGGCAAAAUGUCUCCAAGUCAGAAAAACCUGCUCUGGACCCCACUGCUGCCAAGAUGUGGACACUGUCAGCUAAUGACAUGGAUGACAAGGAUGUUGACCUGCUGGACUCAGAUGCCCUCCUGGAUGCUGAGGAUCUGAGGAUGCCUGAUACAGCCUCAUUAAGAGCUCCAUCCUGUGGAGAUUCAGCAACAAAUAAGAAAAAAGCUUGCAAGAACUGCACCUGUGGCUUGGCUGAAGAGUUGGAGCAGGAGUCUCAAAAUGUGGAGAAGAGUAGCCAGCCCAAGUCGGCUUGUGGGAAUUGUUACCUAGGUGAUGCUUUCCGCUGCGCCAGCUGCCCAUACCUGGGGAUGCCUGCCUUCAAGCCUGGUGAGAAGAUUGUCCUGGCUAGCAUGCAGCUCACAGAUCCUUAAGUGCAUGUCCUUGAUGAUGGAGCCCUACCCACAAUCCUUGCAUUCCCCUCCUCAGCCCCAGCCUUCAAAAGAAAGUUAAAACUUAACCAGGAAUAAAGGCUCAAAG